GAAUUGGAUCAGAUAAAGGCCAGAGAUACUCGGUCCACAGCCAGCAGCCACGGUGCCGGUUCCGGCCCUUGGUUUCCGUCUGAGGCGAGACCACCUGGGACUGCAGGUGUAGCGGAGGUAUGGACUGUAACUGUGUUAGUGACCUGCUGCUCACGCCACCUGUCCCAACCCUCUGGACACCAGGCAUCGCCUUCCCAGACUGGGCCUAUAAGCCAGAGUCAAGCCCAGGCUCCAGGCAGAUCCAGCUGUGGCACUUCAUCUUGGAGCUGCUCCAGAAGGAGGAAUACCACGGGGUGAUUGCCUGGCAGGGAGACUAUGGUGAAUUUGUGAUCAAAGACCCAGACGAGGUGGCAAGGCUGUGGGGUAUUCGGAAGUGCAAACCUCACAUGAACUACGACAAGCUCAGCCGAGCACUGAGGUACUACUACAACAAACGCAUUUUGCACAAAACUAAAGGCAAGCGCUUCACAUACAAGUUCAACUUCAGUAAGGUUGUUCUGGUGAAUUACCCACUGUUGGAUAUGGCCAGCUCCCCGUUCUUGCUUGCCCAGAACCACUUCAAUGGAGGGGCAGCCACACCGGACUGCAGCCCUGUAACACCUGAGGCCCUUCAGUCUUUAUUCCCUCGUUUACCUGAAUCGGGUCGAGGGCCUUCCCUGUUUGAGCGUGGCACAGGGGCCCCAGGGCCUGAUGGGGACAAACUGAGACUGGACACUUUCCCUUUCCUCGGCUCAGGGGCUCCUUGUUACUCUAAACCUCCAUCCCUGUUGGGUCCUUAUGCGCGGAACCCCUCUUUCGACUACCCCUGGGGCUUCAACCCCUACCUCCCAGGGGCUUUUUCUCUGAAUAACUGUCCCAAAUUGCCCCCGGGCUCCCUCUACUCCUCACACUUCUACUCCAACCCACUACAGUCCAGCUUGUCUCAGCUACCACACCCCUUCUCCUCGCUCUUACCCCCUGGAAACACCACUGUGGGAGAACGUGCACAAGCAGGAGGAACCAACGGCUCAGCGGGUGGUCAGCCUCCCAGACUCUGCAUCCCACCGUACCCAGGGAGCCUGCUAGUGGGGCGGACUGAGCUGGGGAAUGGGGUUACAGGUGUAGGCGACCGGGAAAGAGGGGAGACCAACACCGGUGGAGGUCUUGGCCUGGGAUUAGGCCUAGGCCUGGGCUUGGGGGGUGUUGGAAUGGGAAGUGGCGGAGGAGGCCGCCAGAGCCCUUCAGAGCGGAGAAAGGGUGUAAAGCAGGAUCCAGAGUCUGACUCUGAACUGGAGAUCACAGACCUGAGCGACUGUAGCUCCGAGAACGAGAACGAGCCGGACUUCUCUCUGGGGAAGGAGUCAGGGCUGGGUGGUCGCUCGCACCUCCUAGAGGUCAAAUCUGGGGGCCUCAGGGGAGUCUUGCCCCCUCACUCCUCUCUUCCUCCAGCUGUGUCUCCGCAUACCCUCAAAAGCCUGGUGCCCCUGACUCCUCCACCUCCAUCCCUACCUCCAUCCCUCUCUCCGUUGCUCAGUAUGGUUGACCGGCACAGGGAAACAGAGACACUUAAACUUGCUCACAGUUAAUAUGUUCUGUUGUGUGAUUUUUGAUGUCUUGCAGAUUCUCUCUUUCUCUUUUUCUGUCUCUGUAUACCUGCAUUUGUGAAAUAAUGCUGUAUAUUCUGAUUAAUUUUUUUCCCCCUUCUGGUGACUCCUCCAAAGCCACUCCUUGCUUGUGCAGCUCCAAUAUCAGUGAGUCAAAUUAUCUAUGUUGAGACUCUCAAUGCAACCUUAGUUUUGUCAUUCUGAAAUAGUAUUGUUCAGAGUAAAAAUACAGCACAAAAUCAGCCUGUUCAGAUUAUAUUAAUUUUUUAUUCUAAACAUCUAAAUAAUUUUCAUUCUCUCAGCUCUGUUAAGAUUAAAGUAGUGAGCUAUUUUACUGCCCAGAUGGCACAGUAAAGGAAUAUGCAUAUCUUUUAGCUCCCACUUUUUGAAUUGCACUGCAUUCCAGUCCUGCUGAGGUAGGCAGUAAGUUUGUUCUGCUUGAUGUACUUCACACACCUUUCCAUAAAUAAUUUAUGCUAUGAGCUCAGCUGAACAGUGUAACAAUGCAAAAUGCAAUAAUGGCAACACUGACAAUAAUUUUAAAGUGAUUCAGAUGUGCUGCAAUAAAGCACUUUUUGUGUCACAUUGAGCUGAUUCCAAGGGAUUCAGGAAAAAUAUUGUCAAACAUUGCCAUCUUGUGGUUAUAUAUAUUUUAAAGCCCUCCAUAGUUUCUGAAGAGAUUUUAUUUAUUUAUUCAUUCGAUGAUUUAUUCAGUGUUCAUCUCCAGUCCGUUAAAAUGUCUUUAAAAAAAACAAAAAAAAAAAAAAAAAAAACAAAUGAUGAGACUGAAUGAGAGACAGUUUCAAUACUGCUCAUGUCAGUGAAUAUAUAAAGUUUGUAUCUAUUUCAUUGUAUAUAUUUUAUUAUUGUGUACAUUAUGUUUAAUUACUAUUACCAUAUGGGAUAGUUGUAUUGGUGUCAUUUUUCUCAGUACCUAAUUGAAGAUUGAUAUAUAAGACAGUGAAAUGAAUAGUAUAUGUGUGUAGAGACCCAAAGUUGACAGAGAAAGAGCACUUGUUUCUCAGAUUGCUCUUAAAGAUGGAGUUUCAACAGGGAAGUGUGCAAAUUUGUUUCUGCUCCCUCUAAUUGUGCCCUGUGGUAAUUUUCUCAGAUACUUCAUGAUGGCCCUUCUGGACUGAGUUAUGCUGCUAGCCUAAUUUUUCAAUAAUUCAUUCACCUAGUGAGCUGUACUACAAUUAAUUAAGUGUGAAAAAUAUUGGGUGCAACACAUUUUAAGAAAUCUGUUAUUUUUUUUCAACCAGUGUUCAUUCUAAUGUUUAUUACGUUUGAUAUUAAAGAAUGAAUAUCCAUUUAGUUACAUAUUUGUAUGUAAAGAAAAUAGGAGCAGAAUGACACAUGUGAAUGAAUAGAUUUCCCCUUUAAAACAAUUCAGACAGGUUGGGAAUAGGGCUAGCCCAGCAAAGAGCAAAAGAGAUUUUACUGAGCAGUGCCAACAAUAUCCUUACAUAUUUAUCUCAAUCUUAGAUAAGAACUUUAAAAAUGAAGAGUUACAUGACAGGUGACCUUUGACUUGCCUGUACUAAAGGAAAUUGCAGCUGUACAUAGACAUUGUGUAUUUGUGUGUACACAUUGAAAAAAAAAAAAAUUUUACCAUGCAGUAAAGCUUUUUGUUAUAUUGUGAAAUUUAAAACAGAAAGGAUGAGUAGAACAAACAAUGAGCAAAGAGUAAUAUCUUCAAGAGCAAU
Messenger RNA from Myxocyprinus asiaticus (Chinese sucker), 3289 nucleotides. Its product is annotated as ETS domain-containing transcription factor ERF-like. NCBI's taxonomy places the organism in Eukaryota, Metazoa, Chordata, Actinopteri, Cypriniformes, Catostomidae. Gene Ontology annotation, molecular function: DNA-binding transcription factor activity, RNA polymerase II-specific; sequence-specific DNA binding. The transcript has 6 exons. Gene Ontology annotation, biological process: regulation of transcription by RNA polymerase II; cell differentiation. Gene Ontology annotation, cellular component: nucleus. The record is from RefSeq and is a predicted model, not a curated record. Bases 120 to 1565 code for a protein of 481 amino acids.